This is a messenger RNA of Candidozyma haemuli, 855 nucleotides long. It is a transcript of the gene CBR1, whose product is annotated as Cbr1p. Bases 1 to 855 code for a protein of 284 amino acids. Gene Ontology annotation, molecular function: oxidoreductase activity. Gene Ontology annotation, cellular component: endoplasmic reticulum; plasma membrane. Lineage: Eukaryota; Fungi; Ascomycota; Pichiomycetes; Serinales; Metschnikowiaceae. The record is from RefSeq and is a predicted model, not a curated record. The transcript has a single exon.
AUGGCCGAGUCUGAACCAAAUCCAUUGAUCGUGUUUGCCACGAUCGUCGCUAUCAUUGGGUCUUUUGUGGCGUUUUAUUUUCUUCAAAAAACGAAGAAGGACGCUCCAGUGUUAUCGCCAGAAGAUUACAAGAAAUUUCCCUUGAUAGAGAAGCACCGUGUGUCUCACAACUCGUGUGUUUACAAGUUUGGUUUGCCAAGAUCUACCGACAAGUUGAACUUGCCAAUUGGCCAGCAUAUCUCCAUUUCUGCUGUCAUCAACGGUAAGGAGGUUGUGAGAUCUUACACUCCCAUCUCCAACAACGACCAGUUGGGCUCUUUUGACUUGUUGAUCAAGACCUACGAGAACGGUAACAUUUCCAAGUAUGUCGAGUCCAAGAAGAUUGGUGAGCACAUUGAUAUCAGAGGCCCUAAGGGUUUCUUCACCUACACUCCCAACAUGACCAAGUCCUUUGGCAUGGUUGCUGGCGGUACUGGUAUCGCUCCAAUGUACCAAAUCUUGACUGCUGUCUUGAACAACCCCGAGGACAAGACCAAGAUCCACUUGGUCUACGCUAACGUGUCUGAGGAGGACAUUUUGUUGAGAGCAGAGUUGGAGGAGUUGAAGAGAGAACACCCAGACCAAUUCCACAUCCACUAUGUCUUGAACACCCCACCUGACAACUGGAACGGCUCUGUUGGUUUCGUUACCCCAGAAAUCAUGGAUGAGCACUUACCAAAGAACACCGACGACACUAACUUGUUGAUCUGUGGUCCUCCAUUGAUGGUUUCUGCCAUCAAGAAGGCUGCCCAGACUUUGGGCUAUCCAAAGGCCAAGCCAGUCUCCAAGUUGGGUGACCAGGUCUUCGUCUUUUAA